Aspergillus nomiae NRRL 13137 is the source of this 1853-nucleotide messenger RNA. It is a transcript of the gene capA, whose product is annotated as adenylate cyclase-binding protein. Gene Ontology annotation, molecular function: adenylate cyclase binding; actin binding. Gene Ontology annotation, cellular component: cytoplasm. Gene Ontology annotation, biological process: regulation of adenylate cyclase activity; cytoskeleton organization. The coding region runs from base 66 to 1649 and encodes 527 amino acids. Lineage: Eukaryota; Fungi; Ascomycota; Eurotiomycetes; Eurotiales; Aspergillaceae. The record is from RefSeq and is a predicted model, not a curated record. The transcript is spliced from 4 exons.
UAUCUUUGAUCCCUCUUGAGUUGUCUUCGGGACCUCUUCCCUUGCAAUUAUAGGGGCCAUUCAAGAUGGCGACCAGCCAUAUGCAUAAUUUAACUACCCUUAUUAAGCGGCUGGAAGCCGCGACCUCCCGCCUGGAGGAUAUGGCUAUGGGACUGGAUGACCCCAGUUCGCCGAAAACACUCAAUGCCGCCGCUGCCCCCGAGACCGUUGCUCCUGAACCGCCCAAGCCAGCUUUCCCUCCGGCCCCUGCAGCUCCUGUCGUCCCUCCUCAAAUUGAAGACUUCGAUACAUUGAUCAAUAAGGACGUGCGCAACUUCGUGGACCUUGGAUAUAAAAUUGGAGACCUUGUCGCUGAGCAAUCGAAAGCUGUCUUGCAAGCUUUCGAAGCUGAGCGCACCUACCUUUAUGUCUCGACGAAGGCGAAGAAGCCCGAGCCCCAACCCCCAGAGCUCAUGACAGAGCUUCACACUGCCUCCGAUUCUAUCAAUAUGAUCCGCGAGUCGAAUCGUGCCUCUCCUCUUUUCAAUCACCUCAGCGCGGUCGCGGAAGGUAUCGUGGCUCUGGGAUGGUUCUUUGAGUCUAAGCCAGGAGAUUUUGUUAGUGAGAUCGUUGGUGGCAUUGAAUACUACGGCAACAAGGUCUUGAAGGAGUACAAGGAAAAGGAUAAGACUCACGUCCAGUACAUCCAAUCUUACUAUCAGGUCUUCAAGUCCCUUGCUGCCUACCUCAAGAAACACUACCCGAAGGGCCUGACAUGGAAUGAGCAAAACGGCAUCGAUGCGCUGGAAGCCCUCAGACAAGUCAAAGGCGGUCCUAGCACCGGAGCCAGCGGUUCCGCUCCUCCCCCUCCUCCCCCACCCCCUGUGCCGACACUGAACGUGCCUGGCGGAGCUCCUCCACCACCCCCACCACCACCUGGCGUUCCUCCGCCGCCCAGUGCGGCCCCGGGAGGAGAUAUGUCCGCUGUUUUUGCUCAGUUGAACCAGGGUGAGGCUAUCACCUCUGGUCUCCGGAAAGUCGACAAGUCCGAAAUGACGCACAAGAACCCUAGCCUUCGUGCAAGCUCAACCGUUCCGGAGCGUCCUGACUCGCAAGGCAGCAUCUCUCGCUCCAAGUCUCCAGCCCCGAGCAAGAAGCCUAAGCCCGAGAGCAUGCGCGUCCGCAAACCUCCUCGUAAGGAGCUCGAGAGUAACAAGUGGUACAUCGAGAACUUCGAUAACGCGGGUGAAAUCGUUGAGAUCCCUGCCCAGCAGAACCAGUCCAUCCUUAUCUCCCGUUGCAACAAGACCAUUGUGAAGGUGUCUAGCAAGGCCAACGCCAUCGCCAUCGACAACUGCAAGGAACUCUCCAUCAUUGUUGACUCCCUCGUGAGCAGCCUUGAUGUCAUUAAGUGUACCAAAUUCGCUCUCCAGAUCGACGGUGUGGCGCCAACGCUCUUGCUGGACCAGGUCGACGGUGCCACGGUCUAUCUCGGCCCACAGAGCUUGAAUACCGAGGUUUUCUCCAGUAAAUGCACAGCGAUCAAUAUCAUGCUUCCCCCAAAGGAGGGAACAGACGAAGAUACCAAGGAGUGCCCGGUUCCCGAACAAAUCAAGUCCUACGUCAAGGACGGCGUCCUGGUGAACGAGAUCGUCGAACACGCAGGCUAAACAUUAAUAAGUCUAUUACGGCGCUGAGGUAUAUCUCGAAAUUGUGUGUUUGGUCAGCUGCCAAUUUUGGACGACAUCUAAUGCAGUGGCUAGGAUAGUAAUAGUUGGCCAGGCCAAGUUUUGACAUAUACGACCAAUAUAAGCACCAUCCCCCUUGGAUUUAGACUCAAAUUAGAUAAACAACUUCUGUCUCUUUCUGUAUAA